Messenger RNA from Cercocebus atys (sooty mangabey), 1371 nucleotides. Its product is annotated as chromosome unknown open reading frame, human C15orf54. Lineage: Eukaryota; Metazoa; Chordata; Mammalia; Primates; Cercopithecidae. The record is from RefSeq and is a predicted model, not a curated record.
GUGUCAGACCAUUUUAAAGAAGAUAUUCAUAGCCAACUGUUCGUAAGGGACCACCUUCUUACACGGGUUUAUCAUGUAUCAUAGGGUUGCCGGGGUUUUCCAACUUCACCCUCUGAGUUUCGUUUGGCCUAAAAAAGGGACACUGCCUUUGAAGGAGGAUUACCAGGAGAGGGAAAAUUUACAAAAAAAGAGUACAGGGCUCUUUGAUUUUUCAUUUCUCUUUCCCUCUACUCACUCUUUGUGCCUUCUUCAGUUAGUACCACACUAGAGAAGUGUUAGGUAGAGAAAGAGGAAGAAAGAAAAGGAGACAAUCUUAUCAGUUGAUUUUGCUAUGUGUUACCAGUCUGGUAAAAACAUUUGAAGUUAGAAAGUAUUCAAACAUGAAUAAAGUUUCAGAGUUACUUGUAUGGAUUUCAUUUCCUCAGAAUACCCUCAUUGUUCCUUCGCAGGAAAUAUUCAUGAGUCAACUAUCCAGAAUCAUAGUUAUUAUUCAAGCAAUGUGGGUUUAAAAGGAGAUCUGAUGCCAUGGCAAACCUCACUGACUUAGACUGUUCUUCAAGUUAAACAGCAGGAUGAUGUCUGAAGUGACUGAAACACAUAUGGCUUCAGUGUGUCGAGAAGACCUGAAAGAUCCCACAUGGAAGUGAAAUUCAUUAUUGGCAAGCACGGUGACAGGAGACCCCAGAGGGCUGAGCUGCAAAGAAUUUGCAGAGCCGUAUGGCUAACUCCAUGGCCUAGUUUGAUCUUGAAGUUAUUGUCUUGGAUAAUCCUCUCAAAUCUGUUCCUGCACUUAAGAGUCACUCAUCACAUGAGGGAGCUCCCUCUCAGGUUCCUUUACAUCGCCCUGUCAGAAAUGACUUUCAGGGAACAGACAUCACAUCAAAUCAUCCAACAGAUGUCCCUUUCAAAUAAGUUGGAGCAGAACCAACUAUAUGGAGAAGUCAUAAACAAGGAAACAGACAACCCAGUGAUUUUCAGCGGAUUGGCACUGCUCUUAUGACAGAAACCUCAAGUUUCUGGGUGGAAGAACAUGAGUUCAACAGAGGGCGUGUGCACUAUGCUGGCUGACUCUUGCCCUCCUGAGGCUCAUGCUGCUGACAGGGGAUAGAGGGGACACUUUGGAGUCCAAAUCCUGCAUCAUCUCAAUGAAGUGCUAUUCAACAUCAUGGCUCUAAGAAGUAACCCAUUUUAAUAACUGGCAUCAGAGGACUUAGGAGAGAGAAAGUCAGUAUCCAGACCCAUUUCUGUCAGUGACUCUCUCCUUGUAUUGGGAGGGUUGACCAGAAUCGUCUGAUUCCUGUUUCUGAUUUCCUUCCUCACUGGCAUCAGAGGAUUGCACUACAGGAAGACUAAUAUCUAACUGAGCUCCAA